Molecule: messenger RNA, 2235 nt
Organism: Cordyceps militaris CM01
Lineage: Eukaryota; Fungi; Ascomycota; Sordariomycetes; Hypocreales; Cordycipitaceae
Product: LIM domain containing protein
Exons: 2
Coding region: 1-2235 (744 amino acids)
Source: RefSeq, a predicted model, not a curated record
AUGGCCUUGCCGCGAGAGUCGGCCUUUAUGCCGACCAUCAAGUGCUCACAAUGUGGAAAUGAGGUGGAAAUCUUUCUCAUGGGAGAGCACUUGUGCAAUGCUCCAGCAACUCCGGAAUGUAGGGCGCUUCGACCCGUAACAAUCCGUCCAGAAGCUGACAAGACGACAGUAUCUCCUCCCCUUGAGGCCCAAGAAACCUUUUCAAGCGUAUAUCAAGCCACGCGCACCAAAUACUUACGAACGCCACCUCCAGUAGAUACCGGAGCCGCAAACCGAUAUCUGAGCCAAGACCAGCUUACACCAGUCAGUCAUGCUAGCAGCUCCCGCGACACGUCGCCCAAAACGCCAAGUAGACGCUCCGAGGCAAGCAGGCGAUACAAUGAUGACUAUGCCCCCAAAAUCGCCAACACAGACGACGGACAGCGAUCCCCCCGCGGCUACGGCGCUCGCCCCGGAGGCUAUGGCGGCUUCGGCAGCCAGACACCAGAGCCAGAGAGCACCGAGGCGUCGGAGCCGCCACAAAAGGAAGCACCCGCAACAUCCUUCUUUCAGCGAGUGGGCGAGCUCGCUGGCGGGUACGGGGGGUUUGGUGCUCGACCUGCGGAGCCGGCUACGAAGCCGGCUGAGACGCCUGCGCCGGAGAAGCCAACCGAAGCACCAGUAGCGCCCGAGACUGCCAAGGAGGCACCCGGAUUCUUGCAACGUAUAAAUAAUUUAGCUGGUGCUGCAUUCGACGCCGGUCGUCGGCCGCCGGCAUCUGAAAGCCCUGUAUUGCCGGAGAGCCCUGUGCUGCCUGAGUUUGCUGCUGCUCCCGCGAGGAGCGAGCAGAAGCCUCCCUUGCGAAAGAAUGGCUACGGCGGUUUCAACAACUCGGCAUCUAGUGAGAAUGCCCCCCGAGGCAUGACGCGCGCAGAGACCUUCCCGCGCCCUUCCACCUCCAAUGAUACGACUGAAAGUUCGCCAUCAGGCCUCGGACCGCCAUCUGAUGUGCAGCGUCGCCCGUCAGCACCUUUGCCACGAAGCGGCGAUGUCAGUCGCAAACUGUCCAUGCGACCUGAUACAACGCGACGCCCGCCUCCCCGUACGAGUCUCAUCAAACACAGUGCUAGCAAUUCUUCGGUCGAUCUCGACAAGGAGUUUGGCGUCCGCAAUCCAUAUCACACCCCGACCGACUCAACGUCCUCCGGAUACUCCUCGCACAGCGACCACAGUAACCUGGCGUCGACCAAGAGCAACCCCGAUCGCUUCAUGCAGCGAAAUAACUCGGAACCCGUAGCCCGGCCUCGGCCCCCGCCCCCCCAGCAGGCGCCCAAGCCCGACAAUGACCCAGUGCCGCGACGCGCCGAGAGUGCGCGCCCCGAACUUCGCAUCGAUCCAGCCAUCCAGGCGCCCCGACGCGAGCCCGCGCGGGCUUUGGAAUCCCCCUACAGCGCGUCACCCCGUGAUGACCGCUACGAUCCGGCCAUCCAGUCCGGCAUCUCCGGCAGCGGCCGUAGCGCCAACCCCCGAUCCGAUCGCUACGGCGACAGCAUGAGGCCACCGCUAUCCGCACCGAUCCGCCAGAGCUCCCGCGACGGCCUGCAUACUCCCUCGUCGCGCGGCGACUGCAAGGCGUGCGGCGCGCCCAUCACCGGCAAGAGCAUCUCGUCGGCCGAUGGCCGCCUAACGGGCAAGUACCACAAGGCGUGCUUUACGUGCACGACGUGCGCGCGGCCCUUUUCCUCGGCCGUCUUCUACGUCCACCGCGACCGGCCCUACUGCGAAUCCCACUACCACAAGCUCAACGGCAGCCUGUGCGGCGCCUGCGACCGCGGCAUCGAGGGUGCAUACGUCGAGGACGAGGCCCGCGUUAAGUACCACGUCGGCUGCUUCCGUUGCCUCGACUGCGGCGUCUCCCUGUCGGACGGCUACUUUGAGGUCGACGGCAAGUCGUACUGCGAGCGCGACGCCUGGCGCCGUGUUGAGAGCGAGGCCGGCCCGCCGCUGUCGCCCGCUGCACUGCUCGACGUCCACCACGGCAGAAAAAUCAGCAGUAGCAGCCGCGGCAGCAGCAGCAGCAGCGGCAGUAGCAGCCAAGCAUUGCCGAAAGCGACAGCCCCGCUGCCCAAGAGUAGCAGUGGCGGCAGAGGCGGACUGGCCGGCCGCGGCGUGGGCGCCGGCAUGGAGAGAGGCCCGUACGGCGUGGCGCCACGUGGGCGCCUCAAUAAGCGCAUGACACGCCUCGGCGAGAUGUAG